AAUAAUAUUUUGGAAAUUAUCUUAUUUAGGAUAUCUAAUGAAUCUCGUAAGUUAAACUACCAGGAUACAAGUAAAUGAAAUUAUAACCUCGAAAUCAAACCAAAACAAACCGAAAUGGCAACAAAAUUCGACGUUGCUGCGUAUAAUUUCCGUAAGAAAUGCCCUUACGUGAGCAAAGAUCUCCUUCACUGGUUCCCGGGGCACAUGAAUAAAGGGCUAAAACAGAUGCAGCGAAAACUCAAGUCAGUAGAUUGUGUGAUCGAAGUUCACGACGCUAGAAUCCCAUUUACAGGCCGUAAUCCCAUCUUCACAAAUACGUUGACAGGUGCUAAGCCUCAUAUCCUAGUUUUAAACAAAAAAGACUUAACAAUACGAUCGUUAUUGCCAAAGAUAAAAGACCAACUCACUUCCGAAGGUGUACAGAACGUAAUAUUUACAAAUUCAAAGGAUCAGCAUUGUCGUGGGCUUAAGUCAUUGCGACCUCGUUUGGUGGAUAUAAUUAAGAACUCUAACAGAUAUAAUCGGAGUGAAGAAUUAGACUACAGUGUCAUGAUCAUUGGUGUCCCAAAUGUUGGCAAGUCAUCCCUCAUCAAUAUGCUUAGAAGUCGUAAUAUGAAUAUAAAGCAUGCUCUACCAGUCGGAGCAGUGGCCGGUGUCACUCGAAGUGUGAUGACUAAGAUUAGAAUAAAUAAUGACCCUAAAAUAUUUAUGUUAGACACUCCAGGAAUCCUAGAGCCAUCAGUAUCAAAUAUAGAGAUGGGGUUGAAACUCGCUCUGUGCGCGUCGUUACAAGAUCACCUUGUCGGCGAAGAAAUCAUAGCAGACUAUCUCCUGUACUGGCUCAACAAACAUGGUAGCUUCAAGUAUGUGGACUACCUGGGUCUGGAGGAACCGUGUGAUGAUAUUAACAAGGUUCUCAUCACAGGCUCAAUAAAAUUAAACCGCGUGAGACGGACCCGAGACUUUGAUGGACGAAUUCGCGAAGUCCCCGACGUCGUGGAAGUCGCCAGAACGAUGAUCCGAGCGUUCAGGACCGGGGAGCUGGGAAAAAUAUUGCUAGAUAUUGAUCUACUGAAGAGAGAUGGCGAACAAGAAAAUGUUCUUGCGUAGUUAUAAUAAUGAACGCUUUGUAUAAUGUUCUCUAACAGUUUGUACAAAUAAUAAAUAAGAAAACUUAAUAAUAAAUGGAAUAAUAAUAAGUGGAAUGAGAAUUAAAAAAUAUAUAUUAAUUUAAGAACAUCAUUCCAAAUUGUCUGUCUAAAACCAUGCUUUAAAAUCCUUUGAAAGUAUUUGAACAAUGACAGUUGGUAUAGAUCGUAGCCAUCACGGUAGCAUGCGAAAGCGAUCCUGUUGCGCUCCUCGUUAAGACGGAAAGGGUACCGCUGGUUUUUUAGUGAGUAUUCCGAUGUUCGAGGCGCACUCGGCGCCUUGGACACCGGCGAGCCACACAUACCCCUCACCCACUAACAAAAAAAAAAGAUCGUAGCCAUAGUUGAAUGCCAUCGGGUCCUCAGCCUUAGUACACGAGAGCUUGUCCUUACCUCCUCCACUGUGUCCAACUACAUUUCACCGAUUGUCAGGUGUCAGGACCCUUCACACGAUCCACUCUGCUGAUCAUAAAAGUACCAGGAGAGAUUCGUAUGGCAUUGACCUCAGUCGUUCUCCACAAGAACUCCGAUGAGCACCUACCGACCGUGCCUAGGGUGCAACAUUUCGUUUCAUAAACAUUGGACUUUGCCAGCUCGGUUGGACUAUAGAAGCAAAUAAUGAAUGCAUUCAAAGUAAUCAAAUUAAACAUAUUUAAUAAAAUUCAAUUAAACAAAAUUUCAAACAUUAAACUUUCCGCAUUUUUAAUAUAAGGUUUUUAUUUCAAAACUCGAGUCAAUUAAAGUAAUUAUUGAAAUAUAACAAUGUUAACUUUAGCUGCUUCAAUAUAAUUAAAACAAAAUAAACAGACAUGCGUGUUAAUAAAUAAACAUACAAUUAUAUGCGCGGUAAAUUGUAAAUACAUAAAAAGUUUUACGG
Molecule: messenger RNA, 2025 nt
Organism: Nymphalis io (European peacock)
Lineage: Eukaryota; Metazoa; Arthropoda; Insecta; Lepidoptera; Nymphalidae
Product: mitochondrial GTPase 1
Exons: 5
Coding region: 115-1110 (331 amino acids)
Cellular component (GO): mitochondrion
Molecular function (GO): GTPase activity; GTP binding
Source: RefSeq, a predicted model, not a curated record